This is a messenger RNA of Xiphias gladius (swordfish), 3034 nucleotides long. RefSeq names its product septin 2 (gene septin2). The coding region runs from base 766 to 1884 and encodes 372 amino acids. Gene Ontology annotation, molecular function: GTPase activity; molecular adaptor activity; GTP binding. Gene Ontology annotation, biological process: cell division; cytoskeleton-dependent cytokinesis; regulation of exocytosis. The transcript has 13 exons. The record is from RefSeq and is a predicted model, not a curated record. Lineage: Eukaryota; Metazoa; Chordata; Actinopteri; Istiophoriformes; Xiphiidae. Gene Ontology annotation, cellular component: synaptic vesicle; microtubule cytoskeleton; septin ring.
CAUUAGCUAUAUAAAUGAACAUCCUGCAGGAGAAGCUACUCGGCUAGUUAGUGGUUAACGCUAUGCUAAGCUCGCAACAAGUUUCUGAACAGCUAGCUAGGGCUGUUGGCUGGAGAAAAAGCUCCGAUUUGGGCUCGUUUUGAUAGCUUUUCAAGAACAAAUUGAGGUUUUUCGUGGCAGAUGUCAGCAUCAGCCCGUUUAACGCCCACUGGGUUGGUACCGUUACGAAAAAUAGCUGUUGCUAAUUAACCGGCUAAUUUCCAUUUCAGUACCAGUGAACGUAAGAAAAUUAGCACUGUUGGUUUCAGUUACCGUUACAUAUUUCUGUGAUUAUUCUGGGUUGGUAAGGCUUCUUGAAUUGGCCCAAACUAGCUUCUAAACUACCUUGGACAGAUACAUUAGUCUAAUGUUAUAUUUUAUGUUGUCUGCUAUAGUGAGACAUUGAGCCGUUUUCAUCCUAAUACUCUGGGUGCUCUGGGUGUGUUUCUGACAGUUUCAGUUCACUAUGGUGUUCGACACCGAAUUACAACACAACGACCAGCAACAAAGCAGUAAACACAUGGCACCAGUUGUAGAGACGUUGGGAUGAAUAGCAUAAGCAUAGCUUAGUCUGUUAUCCUCAGAUCAUAGUAUUUUAGUGGGACGCAGCUGUGAUGAAGCUAGCAGGAAAAGGAUAUAGUCAGUUUUUUGUGGCGAGACACAGCACCCUCUCAAACCAGACUUCCUGUCUCUCACACAUUCGGGCCUGUUUAACAAGGAGAAAAAAUGUCUCAGGCCGACAAAAUGAAGCAGGGCCAGUUCACCAACCCUGAGACCCCAGGGUACGUUGGAUUCGCCAACCUGCCUAAUCAGGUUCAUCGCAAGUCAGUAAAAAAAGGAUUUGAGUUUACAUUGAUGGUAGUAGGUGAAUCCGGACUUGGAAAAUCCACCUUGAUCAACAGCCUUUUUCUCACUGACCUUUACCCUGAGAGAGUCAUCCCUGGAGCAGCAGAAAAGAUAGAAAGGACGGUUCAGAUUGAGGCGUCGACAGUAGAAAUCGAGGAGCGAGGAGUGAAGCUCCGUCUCACUGUGGUAGACACACCAGGAUAUGGGGACGCCAUCAACAGCCAGGACUGUUUCAGCACUAUUAUCAGCUACAUUGAUGACCAGUUUGAGCGCUACCUCCAUGACGAGAGCGGUCUAAAUCGUAGACACAUUGUCGACAAUAGGGUUCACUGCUGCUUCUAUUUCAUCUCCCCGCUUGGCCACGGCCUGAAACCCCUGGAUGUCCAGUUCAUGAAGGCCAUUCACAAUAAGGUUAACGUGGUUCCUGUCAUCGCCAAGGCAGACACUCUCACCCUCAGAGAGAGGGAGAGGCUCAAGCGCAGGAUUCUGGAUGAGAUUGAUGAACACGGUAUUAAGAUUUACCACCUUCCUGAUGCUGAGUCGGAUGAGGAUGAGGACUUCAAAGAGCAGACAAGGAUCCUCAAGGCUAGCAUCCCAUUUGCAGUUGUAGGAUCCAACCAGCAGAUUGAGGCAAAAGGGAAGAAGGUGAGGGGCCGCCUGUACCCCUGGGGAGUGGUGGAGGUGGAGAAUCCAGAGCACAACGACUUCCUCAAGCUGCGGACCAUGUUGAUAACCCACAUGCAGGAUCUCCAGGAAGUGACCCAGGACCUGCACUACGAGAACUUCCGCUCGGACCGGCUCAAACGGGGUGGCAGGUUGUCCUCCCAUGGUUAUGUUCUGCCUCUGUCUCCUGCAAAAGGACCGGAGCCGGAGGAAAUGGACAAGGAUAUGAUCCUGCAGGAGAAGGAGGCUGAGUUGAGACGAAUGCAGGAGAUGAUUGCCAAGAUGCAGGCCCAGAUGCAGAAGCAGGGAGAUGAUGGAGACGGCCCCCAUGUGUGAAAAGUCUAUGGUUUGAGCCACUGCUCAACUUUGACCAGAGAGAUUUGGAUGGAAGCAGAAAAGGUGUAAAAGCUGUCUGGUUAUUGACUCGUAUUGCUUGCCACUAUCUUCAUUCAGUCCCACAUGGGAUCUGGAGUCUUUUUUUUUUUUUUUUUUAUAAUAUAUAUGCAUACAGUAAAGUAUAUCCAAACAGUGUUAUGUUUAUAUAUUUACACACGGUUCUUUCUUAUUUUUUUUUAAAGUUUCGUUUCAUUUUAUUAAAGUUUUUCCAGUUUUUUCAAAUGAAGUCAUGUGACCCAUCUUUAAAAAUGGUGGUAUAUAUUUUUAAUACAAACCCAUUGGGAUGUUUUGUUACUUUCCCCUUUUCUUUUUUUUUUUUUUGCUCCCUUUUUUUCGAGAAAACCAAAGUAUUGGUGCUUCUUUUCAGUGCUUUUAAUCCCAAAACAUCUUUCAAAGCACAUGCUAACAUUAGCUCUAUGAAAGAGCUUAAUUGGGAGAGAAAACUGGUGAAAACUAGUAGCAGAAACAGCUUUUUUAUUCCAUUGUCUCAAUAUUCUUUUUGUCAAGUGAAAACAUAAUUUGAGAUUACCACUCAAGCUUCCCACCAUAUAGGGUUCACCCUGCUCAGUGUUACUCACGUUAUCCCACUCAUAUGCAUGCAACUCUUGACCCCAGCUGCAUUCAAGUGUUGUGAAGCUCCUUUUGAGUUUGAUACGAAUCAAAUAAACUGUGAUCCUCGACCUCUUACGGUGUUCCUGUAAAACCAACAAAUGAAGGAUGGGCAAAUGAGGUGUUUUUAACUGUGACACACCUCUGUUUGGUGCUUUGGUGCAUCUUUCAAUUAGAUAUAUUUACUUCAUGUCUCCUCUAUACUGUAAAGUGAAGUCAUGUGCAAAGGAGCAUUGAUAUUUUGUGUUUCAUUGAGAUUUAAGAGGUAUAAACUUGUAUGUGUCCCGACUGCAGAGUACUUUGUGCUUUCCGUGAUCGCAGAGGUUAAAGGUGACCCGAUGAGGUCAGUGUAGCCAACGUUUCCCUCACCAGCCAAGAUGUGAGUUCUUGACAUUCCUCUUUGUGCUCUUUUUAUCCAGUAUUCAAGUACCAAAUAUUGUACUUGAUGCAUAUAUUGUAAUAAAGGUUUUAUUAAACUUGA